UGCGAUUGGAAACGACACUGUAUGGUCUAUCUUGUUUGUUUAUAAAAAAAUCUUUGCUGCAAUGGCUUCCGUGGAGUCGCAACCACGGUUUGGUCAAUCUGUCAAAGGAUUGUUGUCUGAUAAAGUGGGCUCCUGCAGCGGGGAUGUGAUCGCCCUGACUCGCCAGGUGCUAAAGGGAUCACGGAGUCAAGAGCUUCUGGGACAGGCUGCCAGAAACAUGGUCAUUCAGGAGGACGCCAUUCUGCACUCAGAGGAUAGUUUGAGAAAAAUGUCCAUCAUCACCACCCAUUUGCAAUAUCAACAAGAGGCCAUCCAGAAGAAUGUGGAACACUCCAAAAACCUUCAGGAUCAACUGAGGCAUUUACUGAAAUGAAGUGUCUGCACCGAGACACUUAAAUGAAAGACUAUGAGCUGCUCCUGUCUGUUACCAUGUUGCUUCUUCUGAGAAAAUAUGUGCAGACCCCCCCCUCCCCCCCCCUCCCUCUCCCUGCUGCAACCUUGGGACAACAUUUCCCGGGAAGCCCAAUUCCUCAUUGAAACUAGUGGAGAACCCCCCUUACAAUGAUCUCAAACUGUGUUUUUAAUACACAAUGAAAUUAAACACAGACUACCCCUUGCUAAUCAGAACUCUCAGGUAUGUUGUGGUGGGCUGUCAUUACAAUUGCUUCACAGGAACCUAACCAGCUGAGCUAACAAUGUAACAAAUGUAUAACAUAAUCCAACAGGCUCCACAUUACAAGAAUCGCAGUACCCCCUGGUGCAUUGUUCAUUUAUUUAGCCAUUUAAUCAAUUUUUGAAGAAAAAUCUAAUUUUUCCACUGCUUUCAUGUGUUUUGAAAUGAGAGCUUGAAUAAAGUGUCCCACUCCACAGCAGUUGCUUUCCAUUGGAGCACUGCGAUUGGUUGGCCAAAACUCUGGGGCGGUGCUUGGCGAAGGGUAAAUUCUAUCAGAAUGUUCUCUAACAUUGCACCUUCCUGAUGUAGCCCCUGGCCUUUUGGACUGGAGGCUGGCCUGGAAGUCUCCCUAGGUACAUGCUGUUCUUAAGAAUAUGCAUACCAGCAUAUGGUGCUCUUACCCUGCAUAUUAGUGACUCUUAUUUAUUAAAGCCCUACUCCAGUCUC
This is a messenger RNA of Oncorhynchus tshawytscha (Chinook salmon), 1120 nucleotides long. RefSeq names its product BLOC-1 related complex subunit 7 (gene borcs7). NCBI's taxonomy places the organism in Eukaryota, Metazoa, Chordata, Actinopteri, Salmoniformes, Salmonidae. Gene Ontology annotation, cellular component: BORC complex. The record is from RefSeq and is a predicted model, not a curated record. Bases 62 to 373 code for a protein of 103 amino acids. The transcript is spliced from 5 exons.